Molecule: messenger RNA, 3646 nt
Organism: Phymastichus coffea
Lineage: Eukaryota; Metazoa; Arthropoda; Insecta; Hymenoptera; Eulophidae
Gene: DNApol-delta
Product: DNA polymerase delta catalytic subunit
Exons: 13
Coding region: 90-3356 (1088 amino acids)
Biological process (GO): nucleotide-excision repair, DNA gap filling; base-excision repair, gap-filling; DNA replication proofreading
Cellular component (GO): delta DNA polymerase complex
Molecular function (GO): DNA-directed DNA polymerase activity; nucleotide binding; 3'-5'-DNA exonuclease activity
Source: RefSeq, a predicted model, not a curated record
UUUAAACAAGGCGCUAUAAAAAGCGGCAUCAAAUACUAACAUUAACGUGACCUUGGUUGCGUUUUAUUAUUUCUAAAGUUUUUCUGAAAAUGAGUAAAAGACCUUUUUCGUCUUCAUCAGUGGUUAAGAAGACUAAAUUAUCAAACGAUGAUGACGAACCAUCAAAAUUCGAGGCAGAUCUUGCUGGAAUGGAUGAAUUUGCAGAUGAGUUUACAAACGAUGCAGAAGUGUUUGGAGAGGGUCCUGAGCAAGAAAAUACAAUUGCAAAAUGGAGUAGACCUAAUGUACCACCAAUAAAUCCCUCAAGCAAUUCUCUUAUUUUUCAGCAGAUUGAUGUAGACCAUUAUAUAGAUAAACCAUUACCAGGUAUGCCAGGAAGUAGAAUAGGUCCAGUUCCAGUUAUGAGAUUGUAUGGUGUAACAGAACAAGGAAAUUCAGUGUGUUGCCAUGUUCAUGGGUACACCCCUUACUUUUAUGUUUCUGCACCAUCAAACUUUUCAAAUUCUCAUUGUGAACCAUUCAAGGAGGCUUUGAACAAUGCAGUCAAAAAUGACAUCAAAUCGAAUCCUGACAAUGUUCAAGAUUUUAUCUUGGCAGUAGAAAUUGUUGAACGUCAAACAAUAUUUGGUUUUACUGGAGAAAAGAAACAUCUAUUUUUAAAAAUAACUGUAGCUCUUCAAAAAUUCAUUGCACCAAGUAAACGACUUUUAGAGACUAAUGUUGUCUAUGCAGCAAUUGACUAUAAAUAUGUAGCUUAUGAAAGUAACAUUGACUUUGACAUUAGAUUUAUGGCUGAUACUCACAUGGUCGGAUGUUCUUGGAUAGAAUUGAAACCAGGCCAAUAUAAAGUAAGAGGCGUGCAUGGUCAUAAACUAGAUCCAACUACAAGGUGUCAAAUAGAAGCUGAUGUUGCUUGGGAUAAACUGAUUGCUCAUGCUCCUGAAGGAGAAUGGUCUAAAGUCGCACCAUUUAGAAUCCUUAGUUUUGAUAUUGAAUGUGCAGGAAGAAAGGGUAUUUUCCCUGAACCUAAUCACGAUCCAGUUAUUCAAAUUGCUAAUAUGGUGAUCUUGCAAGGUGAAAGUGAACCAUUUUUGAGAAAUAUUUUUACACUAGGUAGUUGUGCUCCAAUUGUAGGCAGCCAUGUACUUAGUUUUGAAAGGGAAAGUGAAUUACUAGCGAAAUGGGCAGAUUUUGUUAGACAGUUGGACCCUGAUAUAUUUACUGGUUAUAAUAUCAAUAACUUUGACUUUCCAUAUCUUAUUAAUCGAGCACAGCAUUUGAAUGUUAGGGAAUUCAGUUUUCUUGGUAGAAUAAAAAAUAUUAAAUCAGUAAUAAAGGACCAAGUGUUGCAGAGUAAGCAGAUGGGUAGAAGAGAGAACAAAUAUGUGAAUUUUGAAGGAAGAGUGCCUUUUGAUUUAUUAUUGGUUUUAGUUAGAGACUAUAAAUUAAGAUCAUAUACUCUUAAUGCUGUGAGUUAUCAUUUUCUCCAAGAACAAAAGGAAGAUGUCCAUCACAGUAUAAUUACGGAUCUGCAAAAUGGUGAUGCUCAAACUAGAAGACGUUUGGCAGUAUAUUGCUUGAAAGAUGCGUACUUACCUCUUAGAUUAUUAGAUAAGCUCAUGUGUAUUAUUAUUUACAUGGAAAUGGCAAGGGUGACUGGUGUAUGUCUUUCUAGUUUGUUGACAAGAGGUCAACAAAUAAAAGUUGUAUCACAGCUAUUGAGGAAGACUAUUGAAAAAGGAUAUUUGAUACCAGUGCAUCAUGGCCAAGGAUCAGAUGAGCAAUUUGAAGGUGCUACAGUUAUUGAACCACUGAGAGGAUAUUAUAAUGAUCCUAUUGCCACAUUAGAUUUUAGCUCUCUGUAUCCAAGUAUAAUUAUGGCUCACAACAUUUGUUAUACGACUCUGUUGAGUCCAGGUGCACAAAAUCAGUAUAAACUACCUGAAGACGAUGUUACCAAAACUCCAACCAACUCUAUGUUCGUUAAAAGUACCGUCAGAAAAGGAAUAUUGCCCGAAAUUUUGGAGAAUCUGCUUUCUGCCAGAAAAGUCGCUAAAGCAGAAUUAAAGAAAGAAACAGAUCCUUUAAAACAGAAAGUACUUGAUGGUCGACAGUAUGCUUUAAAAGUUUCAGCCAAUUCGGUAUAUGGUUUUACCGGUGCACAGCAAGGAAAAUUACCGUGUUUGGAAAUAUCAGGCAGUGUUACAGCUUAUGGUCGUACAAUGAUAGAGAAAACAAAGAAAGAAGUAGAAGAGCACUAUCGUAAAGAAAACGGUUAUGCUCAUGACGCUGUCGUCAUCUACGGUGAUACCGAUUCUGUUAUGGUUAAGUUCGGAGUCAAAACUUUAGAAGAAGCUAUGGAGCUCGGCAGAGAAGCUGCUGAGUACGUCACUUCAAAGUUUAUUAAGCCCAUUAAAUUGGAAUUCGAAAAGGUUUACUUCCCGUAUCUUCUCAUUAAUAAAAAACGAUACGCCGGCUUAUAUUUUACGAGACCUGACAAGUACGAUAAAAUGGACUGCAAGGGAUUGGAAACAGUAAGAAGAGAUAAUUGUCCAUUAGUCGCCAACAUGAUGAAUACUUGUCUUCAAAAGCUGUUAAUUGAUCGAAAUCCCGAUGAUGCUGUUGAUUAUGCUAAGCAAAUAAUCAGUGAUCUUUUGUGUAAUCGCAUCGAUAUUUCUCAAUUAGUCAUUACCAAAGAAUUAACGAAAACAGAAUAUGCAGCCAAACAAGCGCAUGUAGAAUUGGCUGCUAAAAUGAAAAAGCGAGAUGCUGGAACUGCGCCAAAGUUAGGCGACCGUAUUCCGUACGUUUUCAUUAGUGGUCCAAAAGGUGUACCAGCUUAUCAGAAAGCUGAGGAUCCUAUCUAUGUUUUAGAAAAUAACAUUCCUAUCGAUACUAAUUAUUAUCUAGAAAAUCAGUUAUCCAAACCACUUGUUCGUAUUUUCGAGCCUAUUCUCGGUGAUAAAGCAGAAUCUUUACUCCUUAAAGGAGAACAUACAAGAACCAAAUCAGUCGCUACUUCAAAGGUCGGUGCUUUGGUAGCAUUUACUAGAAAAAAGGAAGCGUGUUUGGGCUGCAAAGCCGUGCUAAUAGUCGGUCGUGAAGAAAAAGCUCUUUGUGAGUACUGUGAAGAGAAAGAAGCUGAAAUCAUUCAAAAUGAAAUACACAACUGUCGCAAAUUGGAAGAAAAGUUUUGUCGAUUAUGGACUGAAUGUCAACGAUGUCAAGGAAGUCUCCAUCAAGAAGUCAUUUGCACAAGUCGAGAUUGUCCAAUAUUCUACAUGAGGAAAAAAGUUCAAAUGGAUUUGGAUGUACAAGCAAAACGAAUUGAAAAGUUUGGACUUCCAGAGUGGUGAUGGGAAGAUCCAAAAGUAAAUUAUUUUUAUACGUAUUUUCAAAAGCGAAUAUUUAAUUGUUUUUAGUAGUAAAAUUACAAAUUGUCAUAAAUUAGUCUUUUAUAAUAUGCUAUCAUUGAUAGUAUCAUUAUAUGCUACGGAUGUAUAAACGCUGUGUCUAUAUAUUCGUUGAUAUGUUUAAAUGUAUGUAUCAUACUUAUCGUGGAACGAUGAAGAGGUUUAAUAAAAUAAAAUUGAUUUUGAAAAAUAUUGAAUACUUGUUUUGGUUAAAAAAUAUUAAACAAUGGAGU